Fusarium poae is the source of this 564-nucleotide messenger RNA. RefSeq lists its product as uncharacterized. NCBI's taxonomy places the organism in Eukaryota, Fungi, Ascomycota, Sordariomycetes, Hypocreales, Nectriaceae. The record is from RefSeq and is a predicted model, not a curated record. Bases 1 to 564 code for a protein of 187 amino acids. The transcript is spliced from 2 exons.
AUGUCGAGCCGUGUUUCCAAGCGUACUAAUCGUCCCAAGGUGGCUGCUGAACGCCGUGAAGAUAUUUCCAACUUGAUUCACAAAUUCGGUUUCGAGAUGCCCCGUUGUUCGGCGUGUUUUCGUGCGGAGCGUCCUCAUUGCGUUGUUUCUGAGGGAAAGCAGCGCUGCGAUUUCUGUGUGUCCAAAAAGUACUUUAACUGUGACUUCGGCGGUGUGUCGUCUCAAUCUUUUGCGCGAGUAUCUCGUGAAAAGGAUCGUAUUGAUGAGCAAAAGGAGCAGGCGGAGGCAGAUCUUCAGGAUGCCUUGGCUCGUCUCCAGAGGUUACGUUGUCAGGAAAAACAUUUGCGUGAGAAAGCUGCCGAGAUGGUGCGUCGGGGAUGUGAGGAUUUGGAUGAAUUGGAGGCCUCAGAGGCGCAGGAAUCCUCCGAUCGUCAGGCGGCUGAGUCUUCUGCUUUGAAUGACAUCCAGUUGCUUGAGGGUAAUGAUGUUAUUGACUGGAGUUCCGUUCCCGAUUCUUUCUUCCUUGGGGCUGGUGGAAGUUCUUCAGGAGUCGUUGAGCAUUAA